This is a messenger RNA of Penicillium lagena, 945 nucleotides long. RefSeq names its product isocitrate lyase/PEP mutase family protein. NCBI's taxonomy places the organism in Eukaryota, Fungi, Ascomycota, Eurotiomycetes, Eurotiales, Aspergillaceae. The record is from RefSeq and is a predicted model, not a curated record. Gene Ontology annotation, molecular function: catalytic activity. The transcript has 6 exons. Bases 1 to 945 code for a protein of 314 amino acids.
AUGGGGGACAACACCGAGAACAGCACCACCACAGAGCAGUAUAUGAAGCCUGCAACACGGCUACGAAAGCUCCUCUCUCAACCAGGUGUCUGUAUUCAAGCCCCGGGAGUGUACGAUGGCAUCUGUGCGCGCCUCGCCAUUGAGCAAGGGUUCAAAGUCAUGUAUCAAGGUGGCUCUAUGACUACAGCGGCGCGCCUGGGUAGAGCAGACCUCGCAUUCGCAUCACUGAACGACUUCGCACAGAAUGCACAGAUGAUCGCCAAUAUCGACCCUCGGAUCCCACUCAUUGCCGACGCGGACGUCGGAUUCGGUUCGCCGCCAAACAUCGCUCGCAUGGUGCAGACGUAUGACUCGUGCGGAGUUGCAGGCUUUCACAUUGAGGAUCAAGUAUCAAAUAAGCGAUGUGGUCAUUUAAAGGGCAAGGAAGUCGUGGACAUUGAAACCUGGAAGUCAAGAAUCCGCGCGUGUGUUAUAGGGCGGGAUUCAAUCUACGGCGGUAGCGACAUUCUCAUUAUUGCGCGAACAGACUCGCUGGCGGUUGAAGGAUACGAUGCUGCCCUUGAGAGACUUAUCGCAGCGCGGGAGUGCGGCGCUGACAUGGGCUUUUUGGAAGCCAUUGAGACGGAAGAGCAAAUCAAGAAUGCUGUGAAGGCUCUCUCACCAAUGCCGCUCAUGGUGAAUCUGGUCUCCAAUGGUAAGACCCCAUGGUUUUCACCUGAGCAACUGGGUGAGUGGGGAGUAAAGCUCGCCAUCUACCCUGGUGCUGCUGGAAAGUCGGUUUUGCACACCAUUCGACGUGCGUACAAGUAUCUCAUGGAAACUGGCAAAGAUGAUGCAGCGGCACAAGGCUUGGAUCCCAAGGGAUUCUUUGAUGUUAUGGGGUUGCAGAGAGAGAUGGAAAUUGAUCGCCUUGCGGGAGGCGUAUCAUUCGCGAACGGCGCAUAA